This is a messenger RNA of Podarcis lilfordi (Lilford's wall lizard), 33123 nucleotides long. The record is from the annotation of a GenBank genome assembly. NCBI's taxonomy places the organism in Eukaryota, Metazoa, Chordata, Lepidosauria, Squamata, Lacertidae.
AUGACGGUCAGGAGCGCAACCGCGCCAUUCAAUAUCACGAAUAGAGCACCGGCUCCUCCCGCCCCUCGCGACACGCGCGCCCCGCAUUCCUAUGGACAGGCACGUGCAGGUAGGUGGAUAGGAGAGCCGCGGCGGCGGCGGGGGGGGAGUGUUGGGGAGGGGGGCAAGCAGAAGCGAAAUGGCGCGAGUCGGUGGAAGGGGCGCGUAUGCUCUAUUCUCUCUCGCGCGCGCACACAUUGCGAAAGCGGGGCUGGCCGCUCCGGAGUACUUUUGACAACUGAGGGGACCUGAGAGGGGGGAAAGUCUUCUUCUCGCUCUGCCGUUUUGGCGGGAGGGGGCGGGAAGGCGGCUAGCGUUCAGACGAGAGAGGUGUGUGCGUGUGUGUGCGUGUGUGUGUGAGAGAGAGAUAGGGUACUUAUUGAAUGGGGGAAGGAGGCGAUAUGGGUGAGGAGCGUCUCCCCCCCCCCAAAAAAAAACCCCAAACAAACAAAUAAACACUGUGUCUCUGCGGUGGCCUCCUUGGAAAGCUCGAGCUCUCGACCCCGCACUUAACGAGGGGACUUGUAUUGACCGGCAUUUAUUGCGCGAGCAAGUUUAUUAGAGCAUGAAAGGAACGAAGCGUUUGGCUCUCUUUCCUCCUCCUCUAGCGAAGGGGGAAAAGCAGAGGCUUCGAAGACGCGAGUCGAGAGAUGGCUGAAUUCAGAAGUGGGCCCGGAGCGCGCGAGGCAGGACGGGCAGGUGUGUCGCGGGGGUCGUGGGGAAAGCGCGUUUUCUGUGGGGUUGGAGGGAACGGGGCCGCGCGCGUUCGGGGAGGAAGCGUCGCUGUGCGUGGCUGGAGUGGAGUAUGGCGUGGGGUCUUCAGUUAUUAGCGGGCGCGUUAUCAGCCUGGAUAGCGCAGUUGGCUCGAGCAGGGUGCUGGUGACUCCAAGGUCGCAGGUUCGAUCCCCGUAUGGGACAACUGCGCAUUUCUUCGUUGCAGCGGGUUGGACUAGAUGAUCCUCAGGUUCAUGUAACAAUCCUAUGUUCUAUAUAGUAUUUAGUAAGAAAGCUGGGGCAAGGUGUGGCGGGACAGGAGGAUGAAGUGUCUCUCUUUGAGGCAAGCGGCGCCCUGCUAUACAUGCCUACUCAGAAGUAAGAGCCAUCGAGCUCAACCUCUCUUGCACCCAGGUAAGUGGGUGAAGGACUCUUCCCACUCGGAAAGAGCUCACCCACUUCUGUUUAAUACGGAUCCGCACUAGCACACGAGAAUCGUUAUGCCCUGGUCCUGGAAUUUCCUCGUGCAGAAAUCAGCCUUUCUUUACUUUGACCUAAAAAGACGAAAAGGAGAAGCAGAAAGGAGGGGUGGGGGGCAAGAAGAGCUACAAGGAAAAGCUUUCUGCUUUGUUAAGUGGGGAGGGGGGAUACUUCAUUUCUCUAUAGAGUCUCUAGUUGGUUGGAAGUUUUCUCUCUCGCGCGCUUCUCUUGCCGGGUGUCGCACGUUUGCUUUCGGCUUGUUCCCUAACAGUAGAAAGGCUGUAGAAAGGUGUCCCUCUUUGAUUUUGGUAGCAAAUGCAUCCAUUACAGUCCUCUAAAGCACAAUUCUAUAAACACAUCGAACUCCCUGAAGCUUACUUCUGAGUGGGCAUGUACAGAAUUACGGCGUUCAUGGCAUAAGUCAAAGCCAGGCACUGCUAGCAGAACUAAAGGCUUAGAGUCCUAGCAAGAAGUUCAAGGGAGAAAAUGCUUUCCUUCUCUCUCUCUCUCUCUCUCUCUGCUUCACAUUUACUUUCCCUGCAACAGAAGGGGAGCAUGGAAAAGUAUUAGCACCCUUCUCUCAGUAAUUCUAAAUUCCAGUUAGUUUUUCAUCCCGAAUUAAGGUGAUAUUCAAGUGACAAAUACCGAAACCUCUGUUAACAGAGGCCCUGAUGUUAUCUCCUAGGAUGCUUUCACUAUUUGCUCACUCUCUUUAUACAUGGGCGUAGCCAAGGGGGGGGGGCAGAGAGGGGCAGCUCCCCCAUCAAUAAAAAUACAUAGCUAACUGAGGUUCUGCCCCCCCACCAAACACCCAUGUUGUCUUAUCAACGUUUGCAGAACAUUAUAUGUUGCAUCCAGAGCAUUCACUGAGCGUUCACCCUUAGUGUUUGCAGGGGCAAAAGUGGUUGUUAAUUGAGCAUGCAUUCUGCUUUGUUUUGUGGGAACGUUAGAGAAUGUUGCCUCAGUCAAGUGUUAUACCACACUUUCCAAUGCAUUUCCCUGUCACUUUCCUUGUUGCAGGAAGUUGGACCAUUUGGGGAAGUGAUUUGUUGUGCAAGACCUCCAAAUCAACUUUAGCUGCAUAGCCUGAUAAAUGUUUUCUGAUAAAUUAUUGAAUCCCACCUGAAAAUUGCAAUGGUCCGGAAGUGCCCUCAGUCUGAAAAGUGAUAGUUGGUAAACGUGUAUGUAGUAUAUUCUCAUAUCUUUCUAUGAAAGCUGAUUAGCAGAAUUUCACCUUCCCCCAAGAUCCACAUAUUUUAGUCACCUUCGCUAACUCUGAAGUCAUCUCUCUUUUGCCCAGAGUUUCUGGACCAGAGUUUCUGGUGAAAUGGGCUCUUGUCCACAAAGUUUAUGCCACAAUAAAUCUGUCUUUUAAGUUUCCACAGUAAGCUUUGUUGUUUUUAUAUAAGCUCUUGCUAUUGACUCUUAACAAUAAAGUUACAUUAGUAAGGAAACAAAAAGAGUAGAUGAAACAAUGUAUUUUCAUCCACUUUGUGGCUCUCAUUCUUGUGGGCUCUACAUGGCUACAAAUAUUUGUAUGUUUUUGAAGAAAAAAAGUAUGAGUCAUAUUUACAUUUUGGCACUGAUUCUGUAUAUCCUUUUGGAUUAAAAUUCAGGAUCCUAUUUAAUGUGUUUGUUUACAAUACAGAACUGUAUUGCUUUAAAUUAUUAGGCUCUCUGAAGUGUAGUAUAAAAGUAAAGCAGCUUACUGAACUGGUUGUCAUACUUACACGCUAAUUGCAAAGAGACAAGACUUUUAAAACUAGAUAUACAAUAUAAGUAAUAGAAAAAAGUAUGCAAAUAACAGUUAUGUUGUUUGGGUUGCUGUUUAAUAUCUUAUGAGCCAUGGAUUUGUUAUUUGGGACACUUUCUGGAACCUAGCCAAACAGGUAUGUAAGAUAUUUUGUUUGUUUUAAGCACAGUAGCUGAAGGAUAUGUGUGGCAAAAUAUUAUACCGAGAAAUGGAGUCACUAGUCGUACCUUAGAAGUCUAAUGGAAUCCGUUCCGGAAGUCCGUUCGACUUCCAAAAUGUUCAGAAACCAAAGUGCGGCUUCUAAUUGGCUGCAGGAAGCCCUGCUAGACAUUCAACUUCCAAAAGAAAGUUUGAAAACCGGAACACUCACUUCCGGGUUUCAAUUGUUCAGGAGCCAAUUUGUUUGGGAUCCAAGGCAUUCGAGAUCCAAGGUAGGUACGACUGUACUAGAAUGUUGGAUUCCAGCACCAGGGAGACCUAUGUUCAACUCCCUUGCCCCCAUCAAAUUCACUGCAUGACCUUGGGCCAUUGACUAUAACCUUCUCCAGGUAUUUUGUUUCCAUGUUAACAAGUAAGGCAGGGAUGAAUGCGCUUGCUCUGAUCCACAUCACUGUCUCUCUUGGUGAAGAUUCAAAGCAGGAGACAGUUGUACUCAAGGAGGCUCCUUAUGUCAGAUCGUCACCCUCCUCCAACUUGUGGAGGGCAACAGAGCUAGUGCAUUCAUUCUCACAACCCUCUUCGCGUCUUAACUGAAUACGGAAACAUUAAUGCCUGAAGAAGACUUACAUCUCAGCCUAAUAUGCACCAUAGGGUUGCUGCGAGUAUAAUGUAAGGGGACAUUAUGCAUGCUGCUCUGUUUUCCUUGAAGGAAGGGCAGGAAAAGAAUAUGACAAACUCAGUGAGUAGAUUCUUCCAUGAUAAAUAGAACACUUUCUUCAUUUGGCAUACACCUGGGGUAUACAUUCAGUUGUUUCUUUUAUUUGAACUCAUAUUGGCUCCUCCAAGCUUUGAGCAAGCAGCUCUUCAAGCCAACUUCCAGCAUCACUGAUUUGAAACUCUGGUAACUACAUCUAUAUCUCACAACUUAUUUCCCAGAACAGACAGCUGUAGAACAUAUGAGAUACUGUCUUUUAUUAGAUUAACCAACCUGUCCAAAGACACAUUAGAAUUUUGAGUUUCACUGAAUUCUUCAUCAGGCAAAAAAGGGCAUUCGGAGCAUAAAAGUUUGGCUUAGCUCUUGGUUUAGACCUCUGUUUCUGAAGAUUAAAGUUUAGCAUGGCUAGAAAUUAGAUUACGUUUGGCUAGUGAUGGGCACCUUUUAUGAGUUCUCAAAUUACAAACUUGUAAGGUUCAUGGAAAGUCCAAGUAAAACAGCACAAUAUGAAAUAAUGUUCACCUAAAGUUAUCAAAGUUUUUGUGAUGGCACACACAUUCUUUAAAUAAUUGCCUAGCCAUUUGCCAAAUGUCCAUCUCAGCUAGCAAAAACUCUUUGUGUAACUCUUCCAACAUUAUACGUUAUUGUUAUUUAUUUAUUUAUUACAUUUAUAUUCUGCCUUCCAUCCAAGGAUCACAGGAUGGUUUACAAUAUAAAAAACAGAAAAUACACAACAUAAUUACAAAUGAAACAAUGUAUAAUGACACUGUCUUUAAAUAUAGUAUCAGAUUUGACUGGAAGAAUCACUUGACUUUGCUACCAUUUCAUAAGUUGUUGUGAUCAAAUGUACUUUAUUAUGGUUUGCUUUAAAAAUUCCUCUUGAUGUUACUUUAAUUAGUUUCUUCAAAGGAGCAAUGGAGCAAAUUUUAAUUGAGCAGAAAACUGACAAGUUAUAGUAAUUUGAUGCCUUGCCAUAGCCUCCCCCACUUUUUAACUACAUACUAGUCAUAAUGAGCCUAAGAGACAGGAUCCAGUCUUUGAGAGUAGUUUACUGCUUUAUGCAAAAGCAAACUUGGAUUUGUCAUAAGAAUGUAGCAGAAUAUAUUAAGAAACAUGUCAGAGAGGAUGCAAUUAGAUAAGAAAGAACCUUAAAACACAAUUGUAUGUAAUUUGGGUUAUAAACAUUGAUGCUAAGUGAGUGGGAAGCCAUUAGUUUUGUUGAACUGGAAUAUGAUUGUUGAGUAAAUGUAAAUUUCUAUAUAGGGAAAAAUACUAUUUUUUAAAAAAGAAGAAUCAAUGUAUUUAGCAUUAACUCUGGAAUUUUGUACUCAAUUCUGAUGAAACUAAGCCUCCUAGGAGUCUUUUGCUCUAGGCAGUUUAGUUUGGUGAGAAUCAAGUAUACACUUCCAGAGUUAAUGCUAAAUGCCUUACUUCUGGUAUAUGAGCCACCAUAGCUUCCAGAGGGCUGUAAAAAAUUGUGUCCUGGGCUUUUUAGACCUGUCUAUCCAUGUACUGGGAUGCGGGUGGUGCUGUGGUCUAAACGACUGAAGCUAGGGCUCGCCGAUCAGAAGGUGGGUGGUUCGAAACCCCCACAACAGGGUGAGCUCCUGUUGCUCGGUCCCAGCUCCUGCCAACCUAGCAGUUCAAAAGCACACCAAAAAUGCAAGUAGGUAAAUAGGUACCCCUCUGGUGGGAAGGUAAACAGCGUUUCUGUGCGCUGGUCUGGUUUCGCCAGAAGCAGCUUAGUCAUGCUGGCCACAUGACCUGGAGAAACUGUCUAUGGAAGUGGACAAAUGCUGGCUCCCUUGGCCUGUAAAUCAAGGUGAGCGCCACAACCCCAGAGUCGUUCACGACUGGACUUAAUUGUCAGGGGUCCCUUUACCUUUACCUCUCUAUCAGGUCCGCAGUGAUGCUGUACAAGGAUGCCUGUACAACCUGAAUAAAGUUCUCUACCCUAAAGCAAUGUGCAUUUGGCUAAAGAGAAAGGCAGACUAAAGAGAUGCAAAAGAGGAGACACAUCUUGACUGAGAUCAACAUAAAAUGACCUGUGAUAGGAGAAGAUGCAUGAACUUGCAGCACCCUUCCGUCUCCUAUGAAUGUGAAAAGGGCAAAAUCGUCUCCUUCCCUCCACAGUCAUCAUGCAGUGUUAGCCUUUCUAGCCAAAAGUGUAAGAAAAAUUAGCAAUAACCAAAACAAUUUUAUUAUUUGUACCCUGCCCAUCUGACUGGGUUGCCCAGCUUCCAGUAUAUACAGAAACAUAAUAAAACAUAAAACUAAGACAUUAAAAACAAAAAAUUAUUUCAUGCAUCCUUGGCACAAUACCACUGUACUCUGCACUCUAUCAUACAAUACCUAUGUAAUAGUGGUCCAAAGUUAACUGACAAACUUUUCAUCAAAUGACCUUGGAGCAACAGCUAUUUAAUUAUAAUUCUAUUGACCUUUGUUCAAAAUGUUGAUUUUUUUGUGGGUAAAAGAAAAAAGGAAAUCAGCCAUAUUGAAUGAAUUAUUCUGUAAGGCAGAAAUUAUCAUGUAUCUGUGCUCAAGUAUGUUUCCUUGGUAACUAAUAUACUACACAGAUUCCAUAAUGAGUUGCUCAGUCUGCUAGCAACUGUGCAUAUUGCCUUGCUCAGUAAUUGUGUCUUGAAGUGAGUACAAGGUCUUGUUUAUAUGACUAUUCAAACACAUGCUAUCAAAGAUAAAUUACACUGAAAAAUGGAAAUCUUCCACCUACGGGACUAUAUUUCUGGUAUAUACAGAGUGAUAUAUUGUAUAAAAGUUCCUGUGUAAAUAAUGCAAAAUAUUUAUUCUGCUUGAGAGAUCUUGCAUCUAAAGGUAUAAGCUCAUACAUAAUAUGUACUGCUCAUGCGCCCUAAGCCUGCAGUACAAUAAGAUCAUAAUUCAUUGGAUUCAGUUUCUAUGUGCAAUCUGAUCCUAUGUGCUUUUACUGAGAAGUUAACCCCAGUGAGUUCAGUGGUGGAUAACUCAAUGAAAAUGUCAACUCAUUGUGUGGCAGUGGGUGGGUGAAGAAGCAAAUUCCAUGCGAGGGAUUAUUAGGAAAGGGAUUGCAAAUAAAACUGUUGCUGCCUUAAUGCCUUUACAUAAAUCUAUGGUGCAACGACAUUUGGAAUAUUGUGUACAGUUCCUGUUGCUUCAUCUCAAAAAGGUUAUUAAAUUGUACAGCUUGAGAAGGUGAAUUGAAAUGAUACAAGGCUUUAACCCCCUUGCGUACAGGGAAAGGUUUAUGCUUUUUUUGACUUUAUAGUUGGACUGUGUGUGAGAGAGAGAGGGGAGAUAAUAAAAUGAUACAAGUGUAGAGAAAGUACAUAGAGAAAAGCUAUCCAGCUCUUCCCUGACAUAGCCCAAGAUGCAUGAUAGGGGCAGCAGAAUAAGAUGGAACGCUGAAAGACAUAGGAAGCAGCUAACCUGUUGCAGUGGCAGCGAGUUGUUAGCUUCCACAGUUGACCAUGUUCCUGGAGCCAUGGGAGAAUAGCUCCACAAGCAAUAGUCUUCUCAGAAGCAAAGACCUACUCAUGUCCUAGGCAGGUGUGGUUGGAAAUCAUAAUAUGAAAGGAAGAGGAGGGAUGAGGCCAAGGGAGGAGUUUGAUUGCUUAGGGAGGCUACCAGGACCUAGCUGCCUGAAGAAGCCAAUGCUGGUUGCCUGGCUUCCCAGAAGAGCUGACCUCAGGCUCUCCUAGUAAGAGAUCGCGUCUGCUCUCUUUUGUUGACCUCUUCCUGAGCGAGCCAACUGGUACUGCUUUUAAAAGUGCGUCUAAAGACGACAGUAUCUCACAAGCUGAGAUCCAUUUUUUUCUGUGCGAUUAGUGUUUGAAGGGGAAAAAAUGAUCCUACCAUCACCAUUGCCAUGGUAUGGUGAAGCAGUCAUGCAUCAUCUUGCCUCCUCCUGGUACAGGUUAGAGUUUUCUACCAUCUACUUGAGCAUCUUAGUAGAUCAAGGACUUACCCAGAAGCAGAGGAAUACAAGAAAAGUGCCUAGGACAGAUUAGAUCCACAGUAAGAGACUUUCUCAUUCCACAGGUCAGUCAGGCUAUUGAAAGAGCAGCUGUUGUCAUAACCAGGAAGCUGCUUCCACAUAAUGUUCUGGCAACCAAUUGAAUCUUUAUGUCUCAGGAGACAGAGUUCAUCCAAAUUAGCCAUCCAUCCUUACAAAGAUUUGGGAGCCUUUACUAGGUAAUAAUCAGUUCAUCAGUGAUCUUUGUCAGAAUUCCUAACUUGUCCCUGAUUUACAAUGCCACACAUACAGUCACAGAUGAACUAGCUGCAUUUUGCACUGGAUACUUGGCAAAGUGGUAGUAUCUUUGUAGGGUGAUAUGAUGCUAUAUCCUGCUCGUCCUUCUCUGUGAUGGUUGGAUAUUGACUGGAACUGGUUUGGCCAGAUGUGGUCUUCCUUAUCAUCCAGCCAGGUUUCAGUAAUGCAUGCCAAAUCAGUAGCUUUAUCCUGAAUGAAAUUGGAUAACAGAUGUCUUGUUUGGCAGGAGCCAAUUAUACCUCCUCUGUAAAGCGAAGGUGAAAAAAUAUUUGCUCAUAUGCUUGCAAGCAAUUACAUUGAUUUGGAAUGCCCUAGUAUGGGUUCAGAACUGCCAUAGAUUUAGUACUUUUUUCACUCUGACAUAGCAUUUGGAAUCCAUGCAGUUCCAACAAAAUAUAUGUAGUUAUGUCAUGUUUCCUCCCUGCUGCAAAUUUGUUUGCAGUUCUCACCAUGCCUCCGUUCCAGCUAGCGUCUUGCUAAAUAAACUAUUCUGAAGCAUUGCAUUGCAUUCUAAUACGCCAAUCUGCAGAAAAUUAAGGUUGGCCACCUUCUGGGUGCAAUCAAAGAGAACUCUCUGGCAUAGGAUAAUGUACGAAGUGGAAUUUUAUUUUUAUAUUUCCCUUUGGCAUGAAAAAUACUCCAUUAUGCCAAGCUUGUGUUUUCUGAACCAGCUAUGCAUGACAGCAGUAGAGCUUCACUCUAAUACAGAAACAGAAACAUUUGUAUGGGAGGUUGUUAUUCAACAGGGUCUUAAUUUACAAGAAACAUGUUACACUUUAAUUGAGCCCUUUUCAGCAAGCUGCACCUGCUUUUACAGACACAUCUUGUGUGCAUAUGUACAAUUUCUGAAGGACGGUUAAAAUCUGUUCGCUUUAAUCAGAAGCCAAGGCCAAACAGAAAUGCUAGUACUGUAUUAUAAAGAUGGUAUUAUUACAGUGGUACCUCAGGUUACAUACGCUUCAGGUUACAUACGCUUCAGGUUACAGACUCUGCUAACCCAGAAAUAGUACUUUGGGUUAAGAACUUUGCUUCAGGAUGAGAACAGAAAUCGUGCUCCGGGGGCGCGGCAGCAGUGGGAGGCCCCAUUAGCUAAAGUGGUGCUUUAGGUUAAGAACAGUUUCAGGUUAAGAACGGACCUCCGGAACGAAUUAAGUACUUAACCCGAGGUACCACUGUAUAUCUGCUGGGUGACCAUAUUUUAUUAAGUAGAUUGGUUGCUUAAUAAGCCUAGGGUGAUUGGUUGUUCCCCAAAAGGGAUCUAAUGGCAGGAAGGUACUUUCCCUGUCUCUGAAAAGUGAUGCCUUUCAGCUAAUAUGAGGGGCAGAUGAAUGACAACAUUGACUCUUGAACAGGCAGACUAAAAUAAACACCUCUGUUUAUGUUGAGGCGGGCAGUGGACUUGUAUCUACCAGCUGUGUGACUUGUGACUGCUAGCUUCUCCAUGUGGCGUAUUUGGGGCCAAAUAGGAACCCUUCCCCUUGGUGGAAAUGCGCUAGGUGUGUACAUCAGAAUGUGCAGAGGGCUCCUUCUCAUGCUUGGCAAACAUAUGGCCAGCAGAGGAGGGGCCUGGCCAGUGUGUACAUCAUAGAACAGGGGCCAGCAAACUUUUUCAGCAGGGGGCCGGGCCACUGUCCCUCAGACCUUGUGGGGGGGCUGGACUAUAUUUUGGAGGGGGAGAACAAAUUUAUAUGCCCCAUAAAUAACCCAGUGAUGUAUUUUAAAUAAAAGCACACAUUCUACUCACGUAAAAACACUCUGAUUCCCGGACCAUCCGCAGGCUGGAUUUAGAAGGCGAUUGGGCCAGAUCCGGUCCCUGGGCCUUAGUUUGCCUGCUCAUGGAACAGAGCCAAUGUGCAGGUGUAAAAGCAAAUCAAUAUUUUGUUUCUAUACCAAUUGCUCAGUGUAGGUGUUCCCCUAAAAACUAUGAGUGGGAAAAUGCAUAAGUACAAUUAGGGAGUAGGGAGAAAUUCAAUUUUGUCUUCAUUUUAACGAGAAGCCACCUACUUCUUGAAGCAAUACAUGAAUCAAAAUAAGGUUAUCCUUUGGAAUUCACUAAACACUUUUGGACUUCACUGCUUAGACAAGUAACCAGUAUUGUACUGGCUAGUAGACCCCAUAAAGGUAAACUAUUGGGUUUAAAAAACCCAUGUACCGGUAUCUCAAAUUCUGUUGCCACCUGUUCUCUCAACUACUAACAUAAUCGUUCCAUUUAUGUUGUUUUGGCUGAAUGUAGCUUUUGGACAGACAGAAAGUAUAUUUUAACAGUGAUAUUGUCAUGCUGCAAAACUGAAAUGUCACAAGUAAAAGUGAGAUGAAAGCAUACUAAAUUUAUGACCCAGUUUGCACAUCGUUUUAAACCAUAGUUAAUGCUUUACUGUGAAUGCCAAGAUUGCUCCCACUUUAUUCCUUCACCUAUUGUGAGCAGGAGUGACAAACUGUGGUCCCUGGGUUGGAUCCGAACCUGGCAUCAUUGCACAUUUAAGUGAACCAUAGCAUGCUUGGAAACCCAAGAACAAUCUUUGGCUUCACUUUGUGGUUUGUUUUGAGUGAAACAAACCACCAUUUUUUUGUACUUUUACAAACCAUAGGCUUAAUUCAAGCAUGCUGGUAUCAUCUUGUUUCUCAGUGGCCUCUUUUGGGCUACAGUUCUACUGGUAUUCACCAGCUGAAUUUGCUCUUAGUGGAAGUUCAAGCUUACGUAGUGUAACUCUAACCUGGGCAGUAUGACAGCAGUAUGCUGGCAAGUUGUAAGGAAGAGUUUGAAUAGGAAAGUAUGCUGGAAGGCUUGAGUUCUUUCUUCCCUUUGGUAUAUAGGAUAUUGGGACUAGGUCAUUAUUUGGUCUGAUCCAGAAGGGAUUUUCUUAUAGUAUACAGUCGUACCUCGGAAGUUGAAUACCUUGCGAGUUGAACGUUUUGGCUCCAGAACACCGCAAACCCAGAAGUGCGUGUUCUGGUUUGCAAACGUUCUUUGGAACCCGAACAUCCGACGCAGCUUCCGAUUGCAGGAAGCUCCUGCAGCCAAUUGGAAACCACGCCUUGGUUUCUAAAUGUUUUGGAAGUCUAAGAGACUUCCAGAACAGAUUCCAUUCAACUUCCAAGGUACGACUGUAUCUGGUAUAAUGUAGAAUAUAAGACAUUGUAUUAUCAGGUCAAGUUACACUUUCAUACUGAAUUAACUCAAUGCAACACUCAAGUUUCAGUUACAGAUGCUGGGUUUGGCAUUGCUUUAGCAUGUGACUUUAUUCAAAUGUUGUUCUGCUUUGUCCUUAAUUGCCUGCUCAAGCUGUGAAAGUGCAUAGUAAAUUCUGAAAGCUAAUUCACCAAUAUCAUUUUCUCCACAUUCAUAAUUGUAAUGUACAGAGUUUCAUACAGCAUCAGAGCAGCGGAAAUCAAGUUAUAAUAUAUAUUUAGUAGAGAAACAGUUUCUUUUUGUCUUCGGACAGGGUUUUCAGGAGGUUGGCAAAGGAAAAACAACCGUAUCGUUUCCACGUCAUUCAUUCAUUACAAUUAUUUACUGGAAAGUAUUUGAGGGUGGGUGGAAUAGUAUACUCUGUUGCUUUCACAUCUUCCAGACAUUUAGGAGAGGAAACUGAAGAGGCAGCACCUGAUAAACAUGCACCACAUAUAAUAGCAUUACUGGUAAGGACGUUUAAUUCACUCUCCAGUUAUGAGUUUGGUCAGAUGAGUUGCAUUCAGUUUGCAACACAGUAAUGAGUGUUGUGCAGUCUCAAGUAAUCAGUCACAGAACAAAAUGGAUUUUUUUUCAUUAGGUGUGUAUUAUUUUUUGUAUAUGAUGUAAAUGUUCAUCAGACAUCUGAGGCCACUAUCAACUGAAUACUGUGUAUUUUGGUUGCAGAAGCAGAAGAGGUGUUAUUUUACCUUUCUGCACAAAGGCAGGCUCAAAACUUUUCCUGUUGUUUUAGUGCAAUCAUGAACCCUUAAUGGGUUCUUUGAGGUGCAAUGUAGCUUUGAUCUGUUUAUUAAAAAAAUUAAAGCCAGCCUUUCUACUAGGGAUUGAAAGGGUAGUAGUGUUUGGUGAUGCAUGUGCAGUGCUACCUUAAACUGGUAUAUUCAGAUGCAAAGUCCUACUGGAUUCAAUGGUUCUGACUCCCUUGAAGUGUGCACAGGAUUUCAGCCUUCAUCUCCACCCCACACACUAUCCCAAAACAGUUUGCAAAAGGUAAUUGCUCACUGUAUGUAUUCUCAGGGCUUUUUUCAGUGUUCUUCAGAUGGCAGAAUGCACUUUACCAGUCAAUCUGUUUGCAGUCUGUUCCGCACCUGUUGAGCAGGCAGUUGUAGCUGAAGUCUUGCCAUGCUACACUUGGCAAAGCAACCUUUUCCCCAGAAGACUUGCCAAUGGUAGCAGAAUGGUAGUAGAUGACUAGAAGGAAUGCGGUGCUGUGCUAUGGCUUAAGCAAAUGGAAAAUGAAAUCCUUCAUUAAAAUUCUGUAAACUGGAAAGAACAAAAUAUAUCAAUAAAAAUGGUUCACUGUUUAUUAGAUCACCUGCUGGUGAUACUGCAUUGCUACAGCAGUCUCUCCUGAUUUAAAAACAAAAACAAGCAAAACACCAGUAUUAAAAUCCUCUUCUGUUAACGCCAUUACACCGUUGAAGCAACUUAUUUCCCCCCCCCCAAAUUAACCUGCAGUUAGAGUUGUGUUGUAUAUAAAUAGAGGCAGCACGAAUUUUCAAACACUUGCUGCACUGUGUGAGGCAAUAAAACUGAAACGGAACAGUAAUUAAUUCUCACAAGAGCAAAGAACUCGAUAUAAAAUGCAGCUGAGAAGCUUCAAAGGAAAAUAUUUUGGGACUGCAGUGUUAUUUUAUUUGUACUAAGCACAAUGUGAGUUGGCCCCAAAAUGAUGUUCUCUCAAAGUGUGUUCUCAUUAUGAUAGAUAAGGUGUGCAGAGGGUGUGUGUGUCUGUGUGUCUGUGUAUUGCAUCUGUCCAUGGUGUCCCUGUCCAUGUGCAAGCAGUAUAUACAGCAUUUUAUUCAGCAUAGUUCAGGAACAAAGGAAAACAUGUCUGCUUCCCUUCGUGUCCAACAAAACAGUAUAGCAAAAGCAACAUACAACGGAAGUUCCCAGCAGACUGUGCUGGAAAUGUAAACAGGCAUGUGACACACAACAGUUAUGCAUGACCCUUUUAAGGUGGAAUGGAACUAUAUCCUAACAGGCUGGAGUGCUACUUGAGGACAGCACUGUGUUGGGCACUAAACUGGCCCCUUUGAUGACCGCAGUGUUAGGGCCCUGGGUUAUUGGUCUCUGUCAGCUGUGUCCCAUACUGCAACCUACUUACACCCAUCAAGGAAACUGUGCAAGGGAAGCCCCCCAUAGAAUGCAUUGCCAUAACCAGUAUCCAGUUUUACUUGUGGGAUUGCCUUGUUCCACAUGGAGCAUAGCAUGAGAGGGGGUUAAUCCUUAAAGCAGAUUGGGAUUCUGCCCGCCACCCGCCACCCAACAUGCAAACUGCAAGCAUUUCAAUCUGAGUUGAAAAUUUUGCCAGAUUCCCAAAAGUGAAAAUCCAGACACAAAAGUUGUUGAACUUCAAAAGAAAUUUGAAGUUUCUGAGCUAUUUUAAAAGAACGUGGGUUGCCAUGUGUCUGGGUUUCCCCAAACACUUGCGUGAUUUUCGGAAAUUCCACCUGGACGCUAUCUUGGAUAUGUCUGGGGAAACCCAGCCAUAUGGCAGCCCUGCUAUAGGAAGUGAUAGAGGUUUCAAGUCCUCACCCCUCAUGCUAGAGUUUUGAUCCCUAUCAGUUUCUGCACUUAAGGGAACAAACAUGGAGCUAAUAUAUUGCCUAAUUUGUGAUCUAAAAUUGUUUCACUUUGAUAGGGUCAUGCCCAUAGUUAGACGCAUGUUAAGCCCAUUUGAUUACAGCAUGAAUUGCAGCCUGAGUCCAAACAUGCUUACUCAGAAGCAAGCCACAAUGAUUUCAAGUGGAUUUACAUAGGGCUGCAGCCUUGAGCAAGACAACAACAUAUGGAUUGGAUCCUUAAUAUCUUUGCUACAUCCAAAUGCUUAACCAACUAAAACUAAACCUCUGCAGAAAUAAAUGGCUAUGCUGAGAAGUACCUUUUAAAACUUGUUGAUUACUGCGUUUACUAUUUUACAUGGUUCUUUGUGCGAGGAAAACAUAAAUAACACACACACACACACACACACACACACACACGUAAAAUGUGAAGUCAAAUUCAACCGCAAACUUUGGUUCCAGUGUAAAGUUUUCUUGUGUCUCCUCUAGGAACAGAGCUGUUGAGCCUGCACCAUGGAGGACUGCCUUCACACUUCUUCCGAAAACCUUUCCAAGCUGGUCAGCUGGGCCCACAGCCACGGGACCAUAUGCACCCUCAUUCCAAAUCUGAAGCACCUUCUUUCAGAGGGCUCACAUGGCAACCUGACAGCUAUGUGGGGCUGCAGCGCAGGCCAUGCCUAUCACUGGCCCCUGACAGCAACCUGUAGAGCAGGCUCGCAGGAAAGAGUAUGUUUCCAGGACAACAGGAGCUUCAACUCAGACAGCCCCAGCCUCAUGGGCAUGCCCUCGGACACACAAGUCAGCUCAGUGGAACGCUACUCUGGGAGGCCAGGGAAAGCAAAGUUGGACUGCAACAGAACCAGAGACUCCUGUGAUUUCUCUUACUGCAGUGAGCCCUCAGAGUUAGACGAAACCGUGGAGGAAUAUGAAGAUGAAGCUACUCUUUUUGACAUGGUCUGUGAGUCCUCGGUGACAGAUGAAGAUAGCGACUUUGAACCUCGCCCUCAAAGAUCUCAGACCAAUUCCCGCAAAAGGCCAGCCCCGGGCGCCACCUCCCAUUCUCAGGUCGUCGACGAGAACAGCAGCAAUGUGUCCGUCAAAAAAAUCAAGCAAGAACUUCCCGAGGAUUAUUACAUUGUGGCUAAUGCAGAGAUCACCGGCGGCAUCGACGGCCCAGCGUUGUCCUUGACACAGAUGUCGAAACCCAAAGCUCAUCCAGCAGCCUCCUACCCUGUGCCAUCUAAAUCCACCCCUCAUUCGCCACCUUCACUCAUUGCUGAAUAUGAUUUGCAGAACAUCUCUGCCUCCUCCCAGAAGCCUCCCAAAGUAACUCUGGCUUCUCCAAGUAAAGGGCCUGGUAGCAGCCUGGCUGCCAACCCUCAGGCAGCCCUGCAGAUGCCUGCCAGCACUUCCAAUGCUGGCAAGCCGUUAAGCAUUCCUUUAUCAGCCUUGCAACUCCCUGGGCAAGAGGAGCAAGCAGCCUCAGAAGAUGCCCUCCAGCCUGUGCCAAAUCAGGUUCCCAGCGAUGUAGCAUUGUCUCCUUCUGCUAGCACAGAGCCAGAAGUUAGCUCCAGUCAGCAGCACCCAAGCGCAGCUCCCGCCAUCACCACAGAGCCAAUGGCACAGACAAUACCAGGUAUCAAUACUUGGAAUGCUUCUCAUGAUGUAUUGGGGGUUUUUUUUUGGGGGGGGGUAUUUUAAAAUGGGGCCCUCUCAGUGAUGGCUCUGACCUGGUGGAAUGCUCUGUCCCAUGAGACCAGGGCCCUGCAGAAUUUAACUUCUUUCCAGAGGGCCUGUAAGACAGAUCUAUUCCACCUGGCUUUCAACUUGAACUUAGCCUGACCUUUUAUUCCCCUUCCUUCCCUCCCCCUCCCCUUUUUAUGAAGAUUACCCACUCUGGGAUCCCACAGCUAAUUCUCCCCUGCUCUCCUCGCUGGCCCAAACAGGACUAAUUUAGCCAGCUAGCCCUAGUGAUCAAUGUUUAUUGGAUGGAUUUCCCCCCUAAAUUGAUUUUUGAAUUCUGAAUUUAUUGUUAUUCAUGUUUUAUACUGUAUUUUAUGCUAUUUUUUGUUGUUGCAUCAAUUAAGUGUUUUAAAUUUGUUGUUAGCCACCUUGAGCCUGGUUUUCUGAACAGGGAAGGGCGGGGUAUAAAUAAAAAAUUAUUAUUAUUAUUAUUAUUAUUAUUAUUAUUAUUAUUUGAAGGUAAAAGUUUCAGUGCAAGUAUGGAUCAUAUUAUAGGCUGUGCUUUUUCUCUGGCAGUAUGCAUCAGUAUGCAGUACCACCACCUUUGGGGAGGGAAGGAGGAGGGAGGGCUCUUGGACCGUUUCAGAGCAUUGCACCUCCUUCCCGAAGCCUGGGAAGCAUUUGCCCAGCUUAAGGAAGGAGGUGCUAAGCUCUGACAGGACCCCAGAGCCCUGCCACCUCCUUCACAAAGCCAGGUGGGGAAAGCCUCUUCACCUGGGCAGCAGCACCCUAGUAGGUGAGUGGGUGGGCAAGGUAGCAUCAAUCAGCUAACCCGCCUUUACCUCCCAGCCUUGGUGUCAGGCCACACCCCUCCCCCGUUUGCUGGUUCCUCCCCUUGCUUGUUGGUGAGCGCUAGCACUCCCCCCCCGGGGGGAAAAACACUGAUUAUAGGUCACAUUAAAAAAAGAAGAAAAUGUGUUAACAUAUCGGUAAAGAAUAAGUAUGAUGUUUCCUGCAAAGGUAGUUUCCUGCUUGGCAGGGGGUUGGACUCGAUGGCCCUUGUGGUCUCUUCCAACUCUAUGAUUCUAUGAUUCUAGUUCACAAAGAGAUCACUAAAGGGGUUUGUUUACCAUGCCAUGGCACAGACUUCAAUGCGUCAUGACAGUCAAAUACAGUUAAAUGGAAGUAAGACCCAGUGUUUCAGUGGGGCUUGUUUCUGCAGAAUGGCUGGGCCAAGCCGCUGCAUCAUAAAUUGUCUCUUAUGUGGAGGGGGACAUAUGCCUGGUUCUUAGAAGGUGAGCCUUCUGAGAGGGAGGGAUUUUUAUCAGGGCUAGUUCCUGGGCAACCUCUGGCAGUGAUGGGCAGAAAUUGCAACGUGAUGGUGUUCUGUUCCUGAACAGAAAAGACUGCCUUGCAUUUCAUGGAAGGCAAAUGGGAGUCAAGCAGACUUGGUAGGGAACUCCACGAUGAAAGAGUUCUACAGCUCCUACAGAGAAGGCUAGUGAUAGCCUCUUGUCAGACUUCAGGCAUAAUCCAAGCAGGACCCCAGCUAAGCUCUUCUAAGGAACAAGAGGACUAUACAGUACAGGAAGAGGCUCUCAUUCUCAUACUUUGACUUUUGAAGAUCAAAAGCUCUGGGUUGAGCGAUACCAGUGUAUAAACUAAGUGCAACCCAGCAGCACUUAAGGGUUGCUGUAACUGACAUCAAUUGCUAUUGUCCCCCACUCCAAAAAAAGAAAAAAAGGCUACUACAGUAUUAAUCCAUUAAACAAAAUCAACCCCUGUCAUGUUAAAACUAAUGAAGUUACAAUUUGAAUGUUAAUCCAAAAUUUUGUAGGUUUUGUCGAUCAGUAGAUCUAGGACUUCAAUGGCUUAAGCUUGGGGUCUAGCCUAGUGAGUUAUCCAGACUGUAUAUAUGCUCUGAUCCCAAAGCCCUUUUCAGGCAUGGAAGGGAACAGAGAUGUGAUUGGAAAGCUCUAUAAGUUAUUUGUAUUAGGCCAAGCAAUCUGAUACAUAUGCUAGGAGUCUAGAUUUCUGCUCUUGCCUGGUCAAUAGGUUUUCUUCUUAGCUUCUUAUUGGAAAUCCUUUUUAUGAACUAUUUCACAAUUGGUUUCAAUCUAACAUUCUCUAUGUUUUGGAAUGUCAUGAAGUGAAGUUUGAAAUGUGCUUUUCUUUUCUUUGUUUUUUUAAUGUUGCAACUUGACAUCAGAACCUUCUAAAAGUUUUAUUGCCUUUGAACCAAUAGUAUUUUUAAUACUGCAUCUUGUAUAUAGUUCCCUUGUUGUGCAAAGACAAUUGGCAGCAAAAUGUGAGAUGUUUAAAACAGUAGGUGCUUUAUUUGCUGACAAAAGGGAACAUUUCUUUAGAGUAUUUGUAUCUGAAUGUUGCUAAGACUUAGAUUUUAUUGAAUAAAUAGUGAUUCAUUGUAACUGUUGAGUGCUUUUAUAUGGACCUUGCAAUCCUUUAAUGGUAAAAAAAGUUUAUUCAUCCUAAAUAGAAGUCUGGCUAGCCAAAGUCCAUUAUAAACCUUUUAAUGCUGAAAAUAAAAACUUGUUCACCAGUUUUAUAACCUUGGUUAUCUAUGUAGCAAAAAGUAUAUUAAACUUAAACACAGGUUUAAAUUUUGUCCUUUGCAAUCCUCUCUACUCAAAAGACUUACCAAAGGGAAUCCUUCAUAUUCCAGUCCUUUAGCGCUAUGCGUAUGUAAACCAUAGACAACUUACCUUGCAGAUUUUAGAUGUGGUUUGAGAGCAGGGGCAAGAUUCAGAUAGGGCUCCCCCAAGCUUCCUUUUGAUAUAUUUAAAAUUAAAUUAUGAAAAAGACAAGAUUGCAAAGAACAUUGCUUGUGAACAUUCCCUACUUUUUAAUGCCUCAUAAUAACUAUAUUUUCUUUUUUCUUUUUUCAAAUUUUAUUUUCAAUUUUUCAUCAUUAACAUCAUUCAAACUUAAAUUCAACAAUAUUAAUACAAUUGCGGGAUAUUUUCAAUACAGUUGACUUAACAGUGACUUAACAAUAUACUAACUUAACAAUAUAGCACUGCUUAACAGUGACAUCCUUCUUUUUUUAUAAAAAAGGAGAGUGGUUUCUGCCUUGUACAUGGACCCAAUUAAUAUUUUAUAAUAAUAUGCAUGCAGUGUGCAGACUAGCAUGUUGGCUGGAGAAACAGAUACUUAAAGAGGUUCAAACAUAUGUGAUCAGUGGUACAGUUAGGGUAGUUUUUGAUUCUGGGUGGAAUGAUCUUGUAGCCCUGUCUCAACCGAAUGGUCUUAUGAGAACCCCUGUCUUUAGAUGCGAAUGUGUAUUAGUUACUUCAAAAUGUGGUAAAUCAGCCCUACUGCUAUUCAUUCCUCAGGUACAGAACAAGCCCUGUCCUUAUCUGAGUGCACCACUAGAUAGUGAUUUGGAAUGUGCUGGGGCAACAGAGGCUGCAUCUGUUGAAAUUUCCUCUUCUGUAUAACCACUAAAGGUGCACAAGUUUUGUCUUCCAUUGCAUGAGGGCCAGUUGCGUCUUUGAUGCCAGUUGCUGAUCACAAGUGAUGUGAAAAUUUGCUUGCUUGCUUGCAUGAUUGAUAGAAGUACCGUAUAUCAUCUAUCCUAAGCCCCCAGGACUGGGCUAGGCUUUUUGUAGCAUAAAUCUUAACAAACGAAUUAUCAAAACAUACAUGCAUACAUGCGCUGCAGAGAAAGUUACAGAACCUUAACUUAAGAUUCAGAGCUCUCAACCACUACGGCAAAUUGGGCUCUGAUUUUACAUGACAGAAUUUAUAGCUCUUGGCUAAGGCGAUUUCUGCAGAUAGCCUCUAGGGUCACAUCCAGAUGGAAGUGGUCAAAUGAACAAUUAAACUACUGUUGUGGAUUAAUCAGAUGCCCUCUCUCUCUUUCCUGCUUGAAAUAAAGAGGAGUUCAGAGGCCACUGGCCAUUCAGCAUAAAAAAUGGAGCCUAGCUCUGCCGCUGAGCUAAAUAUAACACGAUCUCCUGGCACACCAUUUUCAGUUGAAGAAAUGUCCAAACUUGUGGCUUUAAUGUAAUGUACUGUGUGCCGUUGGGACAGGGUUAGCUACAAAACCAGUGGGUAUAUAUGAGUUCAGACCUGUGGCUACCUGCACACUGCCCAAAAAGAGGAAAUGCAACACUAAAAAAAAAGAAAAGACAAAAGAGAACACCAAUUUGCAUGUGCUAAUUUAUAAGCAUAGGUGCAUAUUUAGAAGUAAUUGCUAUAAUAUAAAGAGAAAGCACAGUACAUUUUCUCUCUCUUCUGGGGAAGACCUGUGUGCCUUUCAGCCUUCUGUGCUGUCUGUUAGGGGGCAACUCCCAGCUCCUGCUGGUCAUCCUUCCUAUGGUUCUUUGUUAUUAAACUGAACCUGGGCCUUCAAAUACAGGGCUCCCUGUACAGAACUGUACUCUGAUGACCUUUCAAUAGAAGGUUCUCCUCUGUAAUGUAGGACAGCUGGUCAUCUUUCUGCCUCAGUUCCAGUGCCGGAUUUACGUAUAAGCCAGUGAUGGCCAAACUUGACCCUCCAGCUGUUUUGGGACUACAAUUCCCAUCAUCCCUGACCACUGGUCCUGUUAGCUAGGGAUGAUGGGAGUCAUAGUCCCAAAACAGCUGGAGGGCCAAGUUUGGCCAUCUCUGGUAUAAGCUAAACAAGCUAUAGCUUAGGGCCCCACUCUCUUGGCCCCCCCCCAAAUUUUUUUAAACCCUGGAUGUACAUUUCCAAAAUAUAAGAUAAGUUCAACAAUUACUUUGAUGAAAUACAUAUUUUGUUAUGUGCAAACGGCUUUAGAUAUCUAUUAGGUCCAUAAAUUACUGUAUACCAUAUAUUCAACACAAAAAACAGCGGCCAUUUGUUGUUGACAAAGGACAGCUGGACAUAUAAAGAGCCCCAUUACCUUCAGUAGCUUAGGGCCUCAUCAAACCUAAAUCCAGCCCUGCUCAGUUCUACACCUUAAAAAAAAUCAAAAUCAAAGGAUAUUUGCAAACCCUGAAGUACUUACUUGUUCAUUGGGCAGGGUGAAGGCAGGAAAACUAGCUGGGAGAGUGCUGAUUGUAUUCUGUGGAUUUGUGAUAAGUCAGAAUGCUUAAAAUAGGCAAUGCUUAAAAUUUAAAAUAUGUGACAUCCCUUUCACAGGGCAGAUGGGAAGAAUUCAGAUUUCAUUUGUUGCAUACUGUUUCCUCUGCAAUGAACUUUCAGAUUUUUGUUUUUGUUUUUGCAAAGCUGAUAGUGCUGGCAGAUUCAUUUGCAGAAAAGGAAUUAUAAAUCAUAUGCUUUACACUCCUUCCUUGCACUGGUGAUCUUUGCUUUAUCCCCCACCCUACCCUGCCCUAUCAUGCUGUCCCUAUCAUGGUGUCCAUCUAUUUAUAUUACUGCCAGUAAGUACUGACAGAAAAAUGUAUGGCUCUGUGUGCUGGGAUUUCCUUAUGGCACCCUGGCAACUGUUUGCUCCCAUACCCAACAAUCAGAGCAUUUGUCUUCCCCACCCAGUACAACAUGGUGUUGCUAGAGCAGAUAUGUUUAUGUGCCAAGUUUCUGUUUUCUUUCCUCUUGCUCUGUAGUCUGGCUCCAUAGAAAUUCAAAUAGACACACUGCUCCCCGGCCUCCUGUAUUGUUUGGGGUUUGUCCUGUGAAGCUCACUUGAUUUAAUUGCAACUCUGGGAAAACAAAUUAAGAGUCACAAAGGUUGGUCUUUGCAUUCUCACUUCAGCUGUGCAUGCAUAUGCUGUUUGUUUUGGCUUCCAUUCACAGAUAUACAUAAACACACACACACAUAUAUAUUAAUUCUGCUGCAUUUUGUCUUCUGGCUUAUGAUGGCUGUCAAACAAUGAAGCCCCAACUAAAUCAUGCAACAAGCCUACUGCCAGUUUUAGGCUUAAACAAAAGUGUGAAUAUUUAUUACAGGAAAGCAAGGAGGCAUCUGAAAACCACACAGCAAAACAGAUUAUGUAUAACAUAAGGCAAUCGUAAAUGUCUCCCUUUCAAAAUGAUGAAUUAAAAACAUCUGAGGUGAUUCCCCCCUCCUCUCCAGAAUUUAAUUAUUCAGUUUGUGCUAUUAAGAGUCCAGAAACAAUUAUGGGAGGAAGGGAGCGGGGAGACGAGCUGAAAAAUAUCCAUUGCACAAUUACGUUGGGGAUAUGCACAAACACUGCCCUUUAACAGCAAGUAUGUAUGAAGAAGAAAAGCUGAGCCAAGUCCAGAGUUAAUUAGAUAAGGAGGGUAAUGGUUAUGGCCAAUGUUCACUAGCACAAUUUAUGAAACUCAGACUGCCACCAAUUUACAUGUUUUGGAUGUUCACAGACAUAUAUAUUUCCACAAUCAACAUGUGUGUGGACUGAUGAAGUCGAAUUUGAAUGGAGAAAACAUGGAUUCCAAGUGAGAUCCAGCUCAAAUGUGAACAAGUCCCAAAAGUGAGGGUAAACAUUGUAAAUAAAUAUACUCCUGGUUGCAUAGAUAAUUAAGAAAUAUAUAAAAGUAUGAAGCUGCAUUAUGCUGUGUCAGACCAUUGUUCCAUCUAACUCAGGGUUUCCCAAACUUGGGUCUUCAGCUGUUUUUGGACUACAACUCCCAUCAUCCUUAGUUAGCAGGACCAGUGGUCAGGGAUGAUAGGAAUUGUAGUAUGAAAACAGCUGGAGACCCAAGGUUGGGAAACCCUGAGCUAGCUCAAUAUCGUCAACAAUGCUGAAACAGCAGCUUUCUCAACUUUCAGGCAGGAGUCCUUUGAAGCCAUACUUGGGUGUGCUUCAGUUUACCUCAGACCUUCUGCAUACAAACCACAAGAUCUACCCCUAAGCUAUGAACCCUAGUUCAUAAACCCACUAAAGAUUAGAAUCUACUCCAGAAAAAGUGCAGCUUUGGUAUUCAGCUGACCAAUGAAAAAGUAGCCCACUGCUCUGCUUCCAGAUCUUUAUUUGUUGUGUUUUUGUUGGGUUUUUGUUGUGAACUGUCUAGAGCUGUUAUAGGGAGAGACAUGCUAUAAAUAUUUUAAAUAAAAUAAAUAAUAGGUCCCCUGGAAAUUCAGAAAUUGCUGAUACUAACAAGUAUCUGCCUGAUCUUGAUGGCAAUGGCUCCUGAUUUUGGAUAUCCUUUAUUCCUGGCAAGGCUUUACCCCCUUCCCCCACCCCAAAUUGCCAACAGCAUUCACUGGAGAGGUUUCUAAGUUUUCAUAUUGUGCCUAAUCAGAAAGAAUGCAAGCUGGGGGAACGGGAGGCACAUUAUUUUUUUAAAGUCAGAAACUUGAUCUGAUGCAAAUUUUGAAAAGAAAACGGGAACAUUCAUGUAAAAGCAGUCUUUUUGUAGCUAUGCUCAUUCCAAGGUGAGAACACCAUGAAAAUGAGAUUCCCUGGGCAGUUUGUAUGGGUUCUCUCUGCACUAUUAGAAGCUGACAGCAAUAGCUCACAUGUUAUAUCUUUACAUCUCCAGUGGAUAUAACACAUAAAUCAGAACAGAGCAUCUGUGAUUCACUACCUUUGGCAAUAUAAGAAAUCCUGCUUAGAGCCUAAGAACUGUGUGGACCCUCUUAUAAGCAAUAUAUCACCUGAGUACUGUCAGGUUCUACAGAAAACUCCAGAGUGUGAUUUACUAUAUUAAUUACAGUCUUGUGGCUUCGUGCUGCUAAGCCUGAAAUUACAACCGCAUUCCAAAGUUGAUUUAAGAAUAUUAUUUGGUUAGGAAUACAGCACAGCUUAUUAUGAUUAAUGUAAUAAAAUAUUUAUUCCAUAUUCUGUUUUUUCUUUGUUUCUCUGUUUAGUGCCCUACUUAGGAGGCCUGUACAAAAGUUGUAGCAUCACAUUACCAAGGCCAGACUGGAUGCGAUGGCAACAAUAUGCGUCUGCCCUAUUCAGGCAUAAAGCAUGUAGUGUAGAGGCAACUCCCAAUUUACACAGGGGUUAUGUUCCAAGGCACUGUGCAUUUAAGUGAAAUUGCUUAUAUUUGAAACACCCCUGAAAAGGCCUGCUAUAUACUCUAUAACAAGGUUGAAAUCAGUACCAAUUCCUCUUAUCCUUCUCCCCACAUGUUAUGCAAUGCUGACACACCAUAUUAAUUGAUUUUACCAGGCUGUCAGAUGAAAGGCAAUAUAAGGAAUAUAAUUGACAUUAUAGAAUAUCUGGAGGUCAGGAAUGAAAAACAAGCGGCGCUGGUGUUUAUAGAUGCAGAGAAGGCCUUUGACAACAUUUCAUGGUUAUUUAUGAAAAAAACACACAAUGGAAAUGAUAAAUUUUGGAGAAUCAUUCUGUAGAGGAAUUGACGCAGUUUAUUCAGACCAACAGGCCAUGCUGAUUGUGAAUAACAUGACAACUGAAAAAUGUAAAAUAACGAAGGGUACAAGACAAUUCACUAACAGAACAAUUCUAUAUAUGUAUUAUGUCAGGACCAGGAGAUACACUGACAGAAUUACCACCAUAUCCUGUUUAUGGAAGGAAGGGGGAAGGCACCCAACCGGAACGUUUUGUGUUUUUAUGCUGUGAAUGACCCUUUAAUCUUUGGAUGAAGGGUGGUAUGUAAUAAAGAAAAACAGGAAAACAGCACCCUCUGCAUCCCUGGGCAUGCUGCCAUACCCUACCAAUCAGGAAUUGCGCUGGCGACGCUGUCCACAUGCCCCCCAAACACGGAAGCAAUCAUUCAAUGGAUGAUGAUUGGGAAGACCCUUUACUGAUAAACACAUAGAAUAAUAAAAUUGUGGAAGGGACCCUGAGCAUCAUCUAGUCCAGGGGUUGUCAACCUGAGCCCUACUGCCCACUAGUGGGUGUUUCAGGAUUCUAGGUGGGCACUAGAGGGUUCUAUGGCACAAGCUCAAUCCUUCCAUCGAGCACUGGUGGGCGGUAAGGAAAUUUUACCAUCCAAAAAGAUGCAUUAGUGGGUGGUAGGUAUAAAAAGGUUGUCUACCCCUGAUCUAGUCCAGCCCCCUGCAAUGUAGGAAUAUGCAGCUGUCCCAUAUGGGGAUCGAACCUGCAACCUUGGCGUUAUCAGCACCAUGCUCUAGUCAUCUGAGCUAUCCAGGUGAUCAUAAUAAUACGAAAACCCAUUUAUAGAUAAGCAUCUGUGUUGGGCAGUGGCUUGAUAUAUAGUAGGGUAGCAGGUACAAGUGUCCCUAUAUGGCACUAGCUUCAUGCUAGGAAUGCAUUCACUCCUUGCAUAACUGUCUGCCAUGGAGAUUCCAAGGACUCAGAAUCCUGUCUAGAGCAAGUAGGUUAACAACCCUACAGAGGACUAUCUGGGAGCAUCCUGGCCAUUGCUGCCUCUAGGGGUCCUACUUUGGCUCCCAAGGCUCUUUAUCCCCAAAUCACACCCACCUGCCCCACCCCCAAUAUUGUAUGUCACAUCACGGGUGAGGCAGGUAAAUGCCAGCCUGUCAUCACAUUGAAGUCCAUUUCCAAGCGGCAAAGUCAAAGGGAGGGAAAUUUCUUGCAUCAGGUCUUGUGUUGCUGUGAAGUUGCACUACUGAUGGUGUGUAGGAAUAUGUAAUAAGUCAUAAAUAUGCUCUUGUACUGUGCCACUGACACCCUGCCUAUAUAAGUGCUGGAAUAUACUGAGAGUCAGUGUGGUCAGUUGGUUAGAGUGUUAGACUAUGAUUUGGGAGACCAGGUUUCAAAUCCCUGCUCAUCCAUGAAGCUCACUGGGUGACAGUGGACCAGGCUCCAUCAGUCAUUGCAUUAAGGCUCUUCAAUGCUGACCAGCGUAUUGAGUAUUCAUUCAUUCUGACUGGUUUGUGAGAAGGUUAUAAGGCAUUACAUCAGGCAACCUUCAUCCCACACUUUCCAUUGCAUUUUCCUGUUACUUCGCUUAUCACAAAAAACCCGACUUUUUUGAAGGGGUGGGUGGGGAGUGGGCUUGUUGUGCAAGAACACCAAAUCAACUUGAAUUGCAGAGCCUGAACUUUUCGAUAUGUGAUUGUAUCACACCUCAGAAUAGCAACAGUCCAGAAUAGCCCAUUGUCUCUCAAAAGCCAAGUCAUGUGCGCUGGACCAGGAAAUGAACUUUUUAUAGCAUGAGCCUCUGCUCUGAUUUAUUAAUUGAAGUAGGUCAAGCAAGAAUAGAAACAAUUAUUGAAACUUGGCACCUGGGAAUCCAACCAAAUUCUUAGUGGAUGUAAGUAAACUAGAGUCAGUGAAUCUAAGAGAGAAGUUAUACCAUUUGAAAUCUGGUCUGUCAUCUUCAGACUUUUUCCAAAACAAAACAAAAAACAGAAUAAUAACUAUUUCUUCUGUAAAUGUAAAGGCUGUAACUUGGAUGUCAUAGCCAAUCAGGGGUCAGUGACUGGAACUGGAACACAGGAUAACCAGCUUCCUCUUCCUGCCCUUCCCAGAAAUGACUGGUGACUUUUUAGUGCUUAGAGCAGCAGAUGAUGCUCUUCACACAGCCCAAGGUUGGUAAAAAACCAGUGAAAUAAGCAAAGUGAUUUGAUGGCUUGCUUGCCCUGUAAUGGCAUGCAAAAUCUCCCACCUGAAGAAUGCUGCUCACACUUCCUGCUGGUAAAACCAACCCUGACAGCUCUCUUCUAAUCUUAAAGAGGGAUUUCCCUCUUCCCUCGCUUCAGCUGCUGAUUGUCAUCAUACCUGGUUAAGGGCCAGCAAAUUGUGGUGAAGGUUAUUUCUAAACUCAGAACCUGUCACUCAACAAACUCCAGAUCCCUAAACCAUGUCUAGUGGCUAUAUAACUCCAAGAGCAUAUAUUAUAUUUGCUAAUGUUGGAAGAGUUGAUGAGACUCUUAGUUCAUAAUAGCAUAAUAGCCUCAUUGCAGGCUGUCAUUCACUUUCCUCAUGCAAGAAUUAAGAAACCCAUAAUCCAUGUGACUUAUGUUGUGACAAGCGCUGCUAUAAUAAUUGGAUGACUGUCUAGACAUAGACAGGAGGCUGUUUUGGUAUGGUAUGUUGGCAGUCAAAAUUCUGCCGACAUGGAAAGUUCUAAUUGUUGAGUGUGUGUGUUACCUACCCUGAAGAAUGGUCACUCUGAGUGGCUUAAACUGGAGUUCCUUUAUUCUAUACUGAACUCAUUCAUUCAUUCAUUCAAUCAUUUAGCAUUUGCAUUAUUUUUACUUAUUUUUGUAGAAGUAAUUUUCUGAAGACUGGCACAAUAUAGCCUCUGAAAAUCUGUGAUUGUAAUGAUCACAUUGUGGCUGAUCAAUUUCAUGUUGCUAUAGCAGAUUACUCCCCCACCCCCAAUGUAACUAGGUGGCAUUUGUCAGUGAUGUGGGACGUUGUGCAGGUUUCUUCUGAAACUAAUGUGUUUGAAGCUUCAGGAUCAAUGUCUUAUAUAGAGACGGUGACAUCAGCGAUGGAAGAGACAUUAACAGAACAAUCCUGCACAUGUUUACUCACAUGUUAACCCCAUUGAGCUCAAUGUCCUAUGUGUGUUUACAUGGGCAUGCACUGAAUUCAUGUGUAUAGAAUUGCAGGGGUUCAGCACAUUCUUAUGCAUGUUUACUUGGAAGUGAGUCACAAUGUGUUCAUUGGGGUUAACCCCUAGUGCAUAGUAUCAGAAUCUUACAAUACAGAAAUUGGAACAUUCCAUUGUCAAAGGUACACUGGUAUUAUUAUUAUUAUUAGUAGUAGUAGUAGUAGUAGUAGUAGUAUACCGCCCUAUACCCUUAGGUCUCAGGGCGGUUCACAACAUGAAAUCACAAUAUAAAACACAAAAUACAUAAUAAAAACAAAAACAACCCAAUAAUCCCCCUCAACACAUUUUAAAAGGGCAUUAGAUGCCAAUCAGCUAAAGGCCUGGUUAAAGAGGAAUGUUUUUGCCAGGCCCCUAAAGGUGUGUACAGUGGUACCUCGGGUUCCAGACAUUCAGGUUACAGAUGCUUCAGGUUACAGACUCUGCUAACCCAGAAAUAGUACCUCGGGUUAAGAACUUUGCUUCAGGAUGAGAACAGAAAGUAUGCUCUGGUGGUGCGGCAGCAGCGGGAGGCCCCAUUAGCUAAAGUGGUGCUUCAGGUUAAGAACAGUUUCAGGUUAAGAACGGACCUCCAGAACAAAUUAAGUUCUUAACCCGAGGUACCACUGUAAUGAAGGCGCCAGCCAAACCUCCCUGAGCCUCCACAAAUGGGCCCAUUCUGGGUGGCCGCCGUCUGGAUCUCUCAAGGAGGAGGCACACAAAGAAGGACCUCAGAGGAUGAUCUCAGGGUCCAGAUUGGCUCAUAUGGAAAGAGGCGGUCCUUGAGGUAUUGCGGUCCUGAGCCAUUUAGAAUGAAUGAAACAGGGCAAAGUCACGGGCAGGAUGGAGACAGCACAAAGAAGGGGCAUAACUGGCACCACAUCUCACCCUUUUAAUCCACACAGAUGCCCCUGUUGAUGCCUUAAUCUUGCACCAGCCCUAGGCCUGGUGCAAAAAAAAAAAAAAAAUCCCUCCUAUUGACUUUGGUGGGGGGGGGGGGAAUUGUAUCCAUGAUAGCCCUGCCACAUCACCAUGACAGAGCAUAGGAUAUAGUGUAACUCACCCUUCAACAACAUGGUGCCCUUGGUAUCUUUGGACUGCAAUCCCCAUCAACCCCAGCCAACAUGACCAAUGAUUGGGGGUGAUGGAAGCUGCAGUCCAGCAAAACCAGGAGAACAUCAGGAGGUAGCUCCACUCAUAACCACAUCAUGCUACCACCAGAAUAUAAACCUGUCACUGGUAGACCAUGGCCAUAUCCGCACCAUACAUUGAAAGCACUCACCUACCACUUUAAUAGUCCUGUGAUUCCAAAUCUAGCCUGGUCAGGUGCAACAUGCUCUCCUUCUAUCUCACAAAACAACUGAGCAUCCAAGUCCAGGGACCGUGUGUUUCAGCUGUUUGCUGUUGUUCAUUAUUCUCUCUCUGUCUCCCUUUGCAUUCCACAGGCCACUCUCCCACAGGGGCAGGAUCUGCCCUACACCCCCUUUCUGUGCUGACCACAAGGGAGACCCACCCCAUGACAAGUAGCGGUGACCUCGGGGGGGGGGGUUGUGACCUACCUGCUCCUGGUAGGCUCCUGCACCCUUGAAAAUCUCUUUAUGACAGGCAGUUAUGCAACAGGUGAAGGUGUUCCUAGCAUGGAGCUUGUGCUAAAAAUGGACCUGCUGUCUGUUGAGCACGGAAAUCCUGCUGGGGCAACUGGUUGGCAACUCUCCCUGUGUAUCUUUCUGGUUCACAAUCUUCUCCAACCUGGAUACUGUUCAAUAAAGGCAUUGGCAAUGUCGCCUGCAUUGUUUCGUUGACAGAUCACUAUCUCCCACCCCCUCCUUGUGUGACCUAGUUCCAGCUAGACUCUAGGUGGGGCUUUUGAUGGGCUCCAUGGCUCCUCCACCUCCUCCACUCUGUUUACUCAGGUUUCCUAAACUGGGAUGGAGGCUACCUAGUUUCAGGCCUACCUACUUUCAGGCUACCUAGGUGAAAUGGGGAAGAGCCUCCACCGGGUGUCUUCUUCUUCUUUGGUGACCACUCAUAGCUGGAUAAGACAGCCUUCCAUGAAUAUGGUCUUAACAGUCUUCCUGUAGGUGACUGUGGAGGCGAGUUCUGGAUCCACACGUCCUUCCACAGUGGGGACAUAGGUUUCUGGGCAGGAAUUGAUCACAGUGAGGGUUUGCCAAACAUGCCUUCCUGUUAGCUCGUUUCCGCCUUUCGUCCUGAGUUUGUGCUUCUUCAAAGUUCACAACGCCUUUGGUGAAGGCUCUUCUCCAAUUGCAGCGCUCACAGACUAGUGAUUCCCAGUUGUCGGUGUUUAAACUACAUUUUUUAAAAAAUAUUUGCCUCGAGAGCAUCUUUAAACCUCUUUUGUUGCCCACCGGCAUAAUGCUUACCAUUCUUAAGUUUGGAACAGAGUAUUGCUUUGGAAGACUGAAUCAGGCAUCCGAACAACAUGAUAUGGGAUAAGGCAGUCAGCUGCAGGUGAAGGGGUGGAGAGCAUAGGAGCCAAUUCCUAGGGGCUGAGGUCCCUUCACCCCCAAUAAAAUAUUUGAGGGGGUCAGGGUCCGUCCCCCCCAAAAUUGAUGGACAUUGCAUUCAAAUGGUGUGGGUACACCACAUCAUAUGAUUAAUUAUGUGGUGUGGGGCUUACCUGGGCACCACCCAAUAUUUUAUUCAAAUCAGUGCCUUUGCUGAGCACUGGAGACAAUACAGGUUUCUUUUACCGCAUCUAAAACCAAACCAAAACCUGGAAAACAUUAUUUUAUAUAUAUUUCAAACAGAUACGGAAUCAUACAGCAGAAAGAGGGAGGACAUGGAUACAUAAUAAUACAGAGAGCCUCUUUUGCAUUGAAAAUAGGACAAUAAAACUCCUCAAGCCAUUUAGUCACAGCCCUUGAUCAUAAUUCAUUUGCAUGGGCUAAUUUCAUUUUAGAAAACAUUUAGUCCUUGUCACAGUGAUCAACAUUAAAUAUGAUGUCGUGUCAAAACAGCUGACAUGCAAAUUGUAUGCCUGUCAGCAUUUCACAAUAAGCAUGAAGUCAGCUGCACACACGCACCUCAUCUCCUGCAUCCCAUACGACUGGAGACCCCAAAGCACUGCUUCCUCCUCCUCCUCCUCUUGCAGCCUCUAUUGGACCAAGUUCUUUUGGUGUGGGAUUAGACCAGCAUACUGGAGAUUUAGUACAUAUAGCCUGCACUCUUUCCUUCAACAAUGCACUGUUGUUUCAGGGGAGGGGUUUUUAACCUUUCCCCCAUGAUGCAGUCCUAAUCAAAACUGUCUCCUUAUUAUGGAAACUUCAACCAAGGGCUAACAGCAGCUUCUGUUGGCAUAGUCUGACCCCUUCCUUCGGUAAUCCUCACAGAACUCUAGCCAAAUGGUUGCCAUUAAUUUGAUUUUGAAUUGAUUUUAGAAUGAAUUGAUUUUAGAAUACAGUUCAAUUAAUUGAUUGUGAUUUUAUGUAAACUGUGUUACUUUUAUUGUUGUUAGCCGCUUUGAGCCCAGCUUCAGCUGGGGAGGGCGGGAUAUAAAUAAAAUUAUUAUUAUUAUUAUUAUUAUUAUUAUUAUUAUUAUUAUUAUUAUUGCCAGCUCCUAGUGGCAGCUGAGGUUCCUUCACCUCCCCCAUAAAAUAUUUGAGGCCCCCACCCAAGUUGAUGGGCAUUGCUACUUAAAUGGUGUGUGUGCAUCACCUCUUGUGAUCAAUUAUGUGGGGUGGGGCUUAUCUACCCCCCUUUUUUUAUUCAAGUUGGCACCCUUGGUAGCUUCUUUUGUUUUUGUGCGGGGGGGGGGCAACGAAAGUGGCAUGCUAAUAAGGUUAAACACCCUUCCCUGUGUGCUGUGUUCCCAGUCUUAGUAGCAGUAAUAGUAGUUAAAGUAUCAAUGAAAACCCCUUUCACAAUGUAAUCAUCAUACAGUUAUAAUACAGUAACAAACACACCGAAACUCAUAUUCUCUCAAUGGUUUGCAUGUUAAAGAACAGAGAUCAUGAUCAAAGGAAAUGGAGUCUGUUAACAAUUUCUAUGAAAAGAGAAUUAAACAUAUGAGCUGGCUUGGAUUAUUUACUUCUAUAAAUCCCAAUUAUGAUCCUACUCUGGGGCCAAGGUUGCUGACAGAUGAAUGUAUGUUUAAGUGAAUAUGAAGAAUGAAGGGGAUACAUGUUCUUGAAAAAAGCUGGAAGUAAUAGCUAUGCUCAUUUAUAAUGGUUUUUACUUAUUGCUGGUUUUAACUUGGCUAGGAACCAUGAUUGAGGGAUGUGCUAGAAAUCUUAUCAGAAAGACCCAAACUUUUGUACACAUUAUUUGGCUAGAGAACUGCACUGCAAAAUUUGGAAAAUUGUGGAAUUUGAAGGAUGGCUGUGUUUUAGUUCGUGCAUUUUUGGGGAGGAAGCGUGAAUUAGGUAGGUUUGCCUUUAAAUGUAAAUUCAGUUGGAUUUCUCCCCUAUCCCUUCCUGCGGCCUUCCAGAUGUUGUUGGACUCCCAUCAGCUCCAACCAGCAUGGUCAAUGUCAGGGAUGUUGGGAGCUGGAUCCCUGUAGCAUCUGGAGGGCUUCAGAUUUUCCAUCCCUGCUGUAGACGUAUCACUAUAUUUUUGCCACUUGUAGCAAACUGCACUGCAAUUAAAACAUUUUGCUCUGUGUCACCAUACUGUAUUGCACAAAUAUGUAUUAUGCUGAAAGAGACAUCUGAUUUACCACGCUGAAAAGUGCAUUUCAUUAAAAGUGUUUUCGAUGUAUUAAAUGUGGCUUUAGUUUUGUGUUGUUGUUGGAACCAGCGCAACCUCUGGUUUCACAAAUGAAAUGGUUUGAGAAUGGGGGUUACCUUUCUUAAUUGGGUGUCUGCACAGAACAGUGGAGAGUUUUUCUAUUUUCUAGCUUCUUCCAAAAUGCAGACCAACUCAAAUCUCAUAUUCCGUGCCUAUUACAAAUCUCCCUGCACAAAAAAUGUGAACCAGUGACUAGCUGGUUUUUCAUAUCCUUAAUAACAUCAUUUGUGAAACUGAAGUUGGCUUUCCAAACAUGGCAGGUAUGUAAUACGUGAUACCCUUGCGAUCUUUGUGAACAUUAAUUUCCCCCCUUUUGUUUAAAGGAAAAUUUAAAUUUGAGAAAAAAAGCGUUAUCUCCUAAACUCAUUCCGUUCCCAUCUCUUCUUUUGCCUCUCCCAGACCAAGAUGAGAGAGCUGCAGAACUGAGCAGAGAGCAAAAUGAGAAAACCAUUCGCAGUACCCAGACAGCCCUCCGAAACUUCAGGGAGUUUCUCAUCUCUAAGUAUCCCUCGGAAACCCGGGAGAUCUACAUCAUUCCUUGCAAAGAGCUGGAUGCUUACUUAGCAUCGUUCUUUGUCGAUGCCCGGCAGAAGGAUGGUUCGGAAUACGAGCCAAAUAGUUUGGCCAAUUACCAAUGUGGGCUGGAGAGGUAUCUCAAGGAGCACCGAUACGGAUACAGCAUUACCAGGGACAAGGAAUUCAAGAGGUCUCAAGAAGCCCUGAAGCAGAAGCAGAUAGAGCUGAGGUGCAAAGGGAAAGGCAACAAGCCACACAAGUCCAUGAAGCUUACCUUUGCAGAUGAGCUUAUCUUACGCAAGAGAGGCCUACUGAGCCGAUACAACCCCGAGGGACUGCUGAACCUCGUCUGGCUUAACAACACCAAGGCGUUUGGCCAUUGUACCGGCUUCCACGGCUCCACCCUCAAAUGGGGGGACAUUAGGCUUCGGGUGACAGAGACAGGGCUGGAAUAUUUGGAAUGGAUGGGUCAAGACAGCGGCGAUGGGAGCACCAAAACCAAGAGGACGAGCACGGACUCCAGAGUGUACGCAACACAACAUGCUCCACAGACCUGCCCCGUGCAAGACUACAAGGAGUACGCACAAAGGCGCCCCCCUGCAAUGCGAUAUGAGGACGCUCCCUUCUACUUGUCCAUCAAGCCAGUUGUUAACCUAGCUGCACUUCAUUGGUACAAUUGCCAAGCCCUAGGUAAAAAUAAGCUGGCCAAGAUGGUCAAGACGAUGUGCGAGAAGGGGAACAUCCCUGGUAGGAAGACCAACUUCAGCGUGUACCAGAGCUGCAGCACACUCUCCGAAGCUCAAAGCAACCAGCUGGUUCUGAUUUGCAACAACUUAAGCCAGCAGGCUGCUCAGUCCAUGGCGAACCAUUCCGGCUCUGGCAACUUCAUCGUGUCUGCAUCUUAUGACUCUUCUUCAGACACGGCUUGA